GCAUAAAAGCUCGGCGAAUGCCUGUCUUCAACCCCACUCAUUCCAAAAUCCCAACAGUCACCACAACGCUUCAAGCUGCAUUUCCAAGCAUUUUUACUCCCUCCCCCAUCGCGAGAAUAAAAGGAAAGCAGACUUCACUAGGUUAUCGUUUCAAGCAAUCUUUCUCCCAAUACCAUAUUAUAUAAUGCACAGAGGUGUUAGGGUAAAAAGGUCAUUUGCAGUCGGCAUUUUGAUGUUGAACAAGCUGUCGCUGCAGUAGUCCUAGUGAAUGACUUUCAAGUCUUAUGAAACAAAGAGCACAAUUGAAAAGAAUAAAGAAACAACAAAAGGCAUAAGAAGCUUAGAAUCAAAGUUAUACAUACUUAGCAGAAAACAUUGAUAUCAGGCAUCCUUCAUGUGUUAAGUGACAUCUUCAUUAGAAAAAUGAUAUUCUCAAAAACUAAAUGCUUGCCUCUUUAUUGUGUCUAGACUCUAACAUCUGGCCAUGAAGGAAGAUUUCCUCACUAGUCAUGAGGCGGAAGAAAACAAAAUAUUCCGGCCCUUCUUGUUCUCUCUAUUUAAUCUUAACUCAGUUGGGAGGAAGGGAAGCAAUAUAUGCCUUGAAAGAUCAAAAUAUGCAUUAAUUUGCAAGUUGCUCUUCUACAUUGUCAUGGUGAUCUUGCAGAGUGUGGCAGCUAUUGUGUUUGGGGAUGGGCCAGAAACACAACUCUAUCCAUUGACAAAGAGAAGAUCAGAAGGAGCCAUACCUAUCGCAGCAAGUUAUAGACUGAUUGAUGCAGUUGUGAGCAACUGCAUUAGCAGCAAUAUACACAGGAUAUAUGCUCUGACACAAUUUAACUCGACUUCUCUUAAUUCCCACAUUUCCAGGGCUUAUUCUGGACUAGGUUUUGGAAAUGAGGGGUUUGUUGAAGUAAUUGCAGCAUAUCAAAGCUCUCAUAAUAAUGGAUGGUUUCAGGGAACUGCUGAUGCUGUUAGAAGAUGCCUAUGGGUGCUGGAAGAGUAUCCAAUGUCUGAGUUUUUGGUCCUUCCUGGUUACCAUCUCUACAAAAUGGACUACCAGGAACUCAUCAAGGCCCAUCGAAACAAUAAGGCAGACAUCACAGUUGCUAGGAGAAUUCAUGAUCCGGGUUUUGGCUUUUUAGAUGUGAAUUCUGAAAAUCAAGUUCUAGAGUUCAGAUUGAAGUUGGAGGGAGGGCUAAUUGAUAAUCAUUCAGCCAAAGGCUCAAGGAAAUCCAACGAUACUGCUCUAAGUAGCAUCACAAGUAUGGGAAUCUAUCUCAUCAACAGAGAUGCAUUGAAAAGGCUCCUAGAAGAACAUUUUCCCGAGGCAAAUGACUUUAGAACUGAAGUGAUUCCCGGUGCCAUAUCCAUUGGAAUGAAGAUUCAAGCUUAUGCAUUUCAUGGAUACUGGGAGGACAUGGGAAAUAUUGAAGCAUUAUACCAAGCAAAUAUGCAAAGUACAAAGAGUACAGACGUGGGAUAUAACUUUUGUGAUAAAGAAAGUCCAGUCCACACUUUGCGUCGUUGUCUGCCUCCAACUCUUAUAACUGAUUCUGUAAUAACAAAUAGUGUAGUUGGAGAUGGUUGCAUUCUUAAUGGUUGCAGGAUCAAAGGUACAGUAAUUGGUAUGAGGACAAGAAUCGGAAAUGGGUCAAUAAUCGAGGAUUCAGUGAUCAUGGGUUCAACUUUAUAUCAAGACAUCUAUUCACAGCCAAACGCAGAAGAUAGUGAAAACAGGAAAGGCACAGACAUUCCCAUCGGAAUUGGGGAAGAUACUCAAAUAAGGAAUGCAAGGAUUGGCAAGAAUGUAGUGAUCAUUAACAAAGACAAUGCCCAGGAAGGGGACAGAGAAACCGAUGGCUAUGUCAUUCGUCAGGAUAGUGCUGUAAUCCCAGAUGGCACCAUUCUCUGAGAAUUCUAAAACAGCUUCCCAUUCUUUUACCAAUAGUGACUUAGUGAGAUGAAAUAAAACUUCAUUCAUUAUUUCCUAUGCACAUUGACAUUAUUCAAACGUUGUUUUAUAUUUUUGUCCAUUUUAAUUUAUAAAUGAUAAUUGGAGUGUAAUUUUCACACUCUUUUCUUUC
This is a messenger RNA of Rosa rugosa (rugosa rose), 2084 nucleotides long. RefSeq names its product inactive glucose-1-phosphate adenylyltransferase small subunit 2, chloroplastic. Gene Ontology annotation, biological process: glycogen biosynthetic process. Gene Ontology annotation, molecular function: glucose-1-phosphate adenylyltransferase activity. NCBI's taxonomy places the organism in Eukaryota, Viridiplantae, Streptophyta, Magnoliopsida, Rosales, Rosaceae. The record is from RefSeq and is a predicted model, not a curated record.